Molecule: messenger RNA, 3300 nt
Organism: Kwoniella botswanensis
Lineage: Eukaryota; Fungi; Basidiomycota; Tremellomycetes; Tremellales; Cryptococcaceae
Exons: 14
Coding region: 1-3300 (1099 amino acids)
Biological process (GO): regulation of protein stability; protein deubiquitination
Cellular component (GO): cytosol; nucleus
Molecular function (GO): protein binding; cysteine-type deubiquitinase activity
Source: RefSeq, a predicted model, not a curated record
AUGGAGGUAGAGGAUCUACCGAAUGUACAUGAUUUCGAGGCCUACGCGGCAAAGGCGAUGCCGGAUCUGGGACUGGAGAUCGAGGAUUUCCAAGCUCAGACAUGGCGUAUUGAACAUUGGAGUCAACAGGCAAAGAGGAUAGUCGGUCCAGAGUUUAGCUGUGGUGGUCAUAAGUGGCGAAUCUUACUGUUCCCGCAGGGAAAUGCAAAUGGACAACCGAAUGAUAUGGUAUCUGUAUAUCUGGAUUAUGCAAAUCCCAAAACAGCACCUGAAGGUUGGCAUGCAUGUGCUCAAUUCUGUUUGGCAAUUUCAAAUCCUUGGGAUCCUACUAUCCAAACUUCGAGUCAUGCUCACCAUCGAUUCGUUGCUGAGGAAUGUGAUUGGGGUUUCACACGUUUUGUUGAUUUGAGGAAGUUGUACACCGCCGAUACAGCAAAUGGCAAAACGCGGCCGACGAUCGAAAAUGACGAAGUGGAAAUCACAGCUUUUGUCAGAGUAUUGAAAGAUCCAACGGGUGUAUUAUGGCAUAACUUUGUCAAUUAUGAUUCGAAGAAGGAGACUGGACAUGUGGGAUUGAAGAAUCAAGGUGCUACUUGUUAUAUGAACUCUUUGUUACAAUCCCUCUUCUGUACGAAUUACUUCCGAAAGGCUGUGUACCAAAUACCGACUGAAGGAGAUAUACCUUCAGAAUCCCUGGCUCUAGCUCUUCAGAGAGUAUUCUACCACCUCCAAACAUCGAAUCAACCAGUUGGCACAACAGAGUUAACAAAAUCCUUUGGUUGGAAAUCACUGGAUUCAUUCAUGCAGCAUGACGUACAGGAGUUUUCUCGAAUCUUACAGGAUAAAUUGGAAAUCAAGAUGAAAGGUACUCCGGCGGAAGGUGCUAUACCCAGGUUGUUCAAGGGAUCAAUGAAGAAUUAUAUCAAAUGUAUUGAUGUGGAUUAUGAGAGUUCGGUCAUUGAAGAAUUCUACGAUAUACAAUUAACAAUCAAGGGCAUCAAAAACCUCCGAGAUUCUUUCCGCGAAUACGUAUCUGUAGAAACAUUAGAUGGUGAUAACAAGUAUAUGGCCGAAGGACAUGGUUUGCAAGCUGCCAAGAAAGGUGUUAUAUUCAAGGCGCUUCCUCCCGUACUGCACAUGCAGUUGAGACGAUUCGAGUAUGAUAUAGAAAAGGAUGCUUUGGUCAAGAUCAACGAUCGACAUGAGUUCCCCUUUGAGAUCGAUCUCGCAGAAUUCCUCGAAGAAGGUGCCGAUCGAUCCCAAUCACAUGUUUAUAAAUUGCACGGUGUACUUGUUCACUCGGGUGACUUACACGGUGGUCAUUACUUUGCGCUCAUCAAACCUGAAAAGGAUGGUAGAUGGUUCAAAUUUGAUGAUGAUCGGGUAACGCCAGUGACGGAUAAGGAGGUUUUGGAGGAUAAUUACGGUGGUGAUAUGCUGAAUGGCUUGAUCCCGCCUCACCAACGAACACAAGCUAGGACGCUCAAAAAAUUCACAAAUGCUUAUAUGUUGGUGUAUAUCCGAGAAACUGAAUUGGACACUGUUUUGGCUCCUUUCACCGAGGCUGAUACCCCUCCUCAUCUGAAGGCCCGACUGGACGCUGAAAGAGAGCAACUCGAAGCCAAGCGACGUGAGAAGGAUGAGCAACAUCUUUACCUCACCGCCAAAGUCAUCACCGACGAGAUCUUCUCCAGACAUCAAGGAUUCGACCUCGCUUCAUUCGACGACAAGAACCUUCCUGCCACUGAACUUCCCACAUUCCGAGUACUCAAGACUGAAACGUUCUACACUUUCAAGCAGAGAAUAGCGCAUUACUUCAAAAUCUCAGAGAGGGAUUUCAGGCUUUGGGUGUUAGUGAAUAGGCAGAACAAGACUGUUAGACCGGAUGUACCAAUCCAUGAUUCUGAAAAUUCGCAGACGAUGGACCAUAUCAGAAAUAGUAUGGCCGCUCGUGCAUCUGACCUUCGAUUAUACCUCGAUUACAACCCCGAUCACGCCAAAUUCAACGCUAUCCAUGCUGAUCCAAACAACGCACCUAUUAUGAUCUUCUUGAAAUGGUUUGACUGUUCAAGACAGACCUUGUUAGGUCAAGGUAAAGUCUUCGUCAACAAGAAUAACAAAGUCAGUGAUCUGCUGGGUGUUAUACAAGAAAAGAUGGGCUGGCCAAGUUCGACGCCUAUCAAACUCUACGAGGAGAUCAAAGCUGGUAUGAUCGAGGGAAUGAAGAUGAAGCAGACCUAUCAACAGAAUGAGAUUCAAGAUGGUGAUAUCAUAUGUUAUCAGGUCGACAUGACUGAUAAAGAAGUUGCGGAUCUCGAAGCCCAAUCUUUGUACUCGACUGUUCCCCAAUUCUACGACUUCCUCCAAAAUCGGGUGCUGGUUCAGUUCAAAUCGAGGUAUGAGGAUACUACGGGCAAAGCACCUGAUUUCGAUUUAAUGUUGAGUAAGAAGAUGACAUAUGAUAUUAUGGCUCACCGAGUCGGCGAUUACCUGAAACAUGAUCCUCUCAAACUUCGAUUCACCUCAUCAAAUCCUCAAUCCGGUACACCCAAAGCGAUCAUCAAACGAUCACUGAAUCAGAGUGUCGCAGAUAUCACUCAAACGAACUAUUACAGUCAACAUCCGAACGUUAUCAUCUACUAUGAAUUAUUAGACAUAAGUAUUAUAGAAUUGGAAACUAAGAAAUCAUUGAAAGUAGUAUGGACAGGAAGACAUAACAAGGAAGAAGCUACACAUUCAUUCUUAUUACCUAAAACAUCGACUUUUGCGGAUGUCGCUGAACACUUGUCAAAAGCGGUCAAGAUUCAGCCUGGAGGAAGUGGGAAAAUCCGUAUAUUUGAUAUAUCCCAAUCUGGACGAUCACAACGGGAAUACACCAGCGCCGAAAUGAUUGGCAACUUGACUGAACCUGCCGAGUUAUAUGCUGAAGAAAUCCCAUUAGAGGAAUUGGAAGUGAACCAGAAUGCCCUGUCGGAUGGUAAGAAGGUGGUGAAUCUUUUCCACUACGCGAGAGACCCGUCUAGGAUACAUGGUGUACCGUGCAAAUUCGUUUUGAAAGAGGGCGAGCCAUUCUCAGAGACCAAAGUGAGAUUACAAGAACGUAUCGGCGUAUCAGAUAAGGAUUUCGCAAAAUACAAGUUCUCCUUGGUGACUUCGACGGUAUUCAAACAACCCUCUGUAGUGGAAGAUAACGACGUGCUAUACGAUCACAAGUGGGCUGCGGACGAUGCGUUGGGAUUGGAUCACAUUGACAAGAGACCUAACAAAGUGAAUGCUGAGCGAGGUAUCGUGAUGCGAUAG